ACCUCCCGGGCUUCUUCAGUCUCAUCCUUUGCAACCCACAGCUCUGCCCUGCCCCCUGCAAGACCACCCCUUCUUCCUGACAACCCCCUCCUACCUGCUUGCCAGACACAAUAUCUGACCAGACUCUUUCUGCAAAGACAGCCAGGGUCCUAGGUAGGCAAGCAGCCAGCUAGGCAACCAGCUGCUGACACUCAUCCAGACCAUCGUGAAGAUGUUGGCCUGCAAAAUCUUCAGCCUGUUGGUGGCUUCUGCCGGAAUCGUCUUUCUUUUGAUAGCACUGGUCACUGAUUACUGGCUAGUGGCGUAUGGACCAAGAUACAUCAACCACAGUGGCCUCUGGCAGGAGUGCCUAGACGGGAAAUGCAUCACAGAAGAUGCUCCCGAUGGUUACAUUCUUGCCACACGUGCGUUCUUGAUCUUGGCCGCUCUGGUGGCCUCUAUCACGGUCAUCUGUCUGCUUGCCUCCUUCACUCCCUCCAUCCAUGUCUUGAGGGGAGCUUUCAUCGCUUCCAUUGCUGCCUUUGUGGCAGGACUCUGCACUUUCAUCGCUAUAGCUGUGUUCACUGCUGAAUCCUGGAAUAAGGACGUGGGUCCUCAGAUCCAGUGCACCUACCAAUGGUCUUUCUACCUAGGCUGCACAGCAUUUCCUAUGCUUCUGUUGGCUGGUAUCUUCAGUCUUGUUGCCCACUUGUGUUCUCCCACUGCUAGCUAUGAAAGCAUUUGAAUCCCGGGAUCCACAGAAGCAAAGACAACUUUGCCAUGAAGACCUUCUACACCAAAGGACACCUAUUCCUUGUAUCUCCUAUGCACAUAAACUCCCCUUCACUACCAUUCCAAUUAUGCUGCCUCACCAUUUCUUCCCACCCUAAAUCUAUCUACUCACAGUGGUACCUUCUCUAGGGAAAUGGUCUUCUAACAAUCUGCUUCCAGGGAAUCCUUUCUGCCUUGUCUUAUCUUCUCGUGAAUGUAUGAGCAUCUCUCAUAGAACCCCUGUGGGCAACAAAGGAUUCUGGGAUGUCUUCUGUGUCAAGCUUCCGAUCACCUCAGGCAGGGCACUAUCACUGUGCCGGAGCUGGGAUUAUGCCCUAGAACAGGGAUA
Hemicordylus capensis (graceful crag lizard) is the source of this 1099-nucleotide messenger RNA. RefSeq names its product protein NKG7-like. Bases 212 to 724 code for a protein of 170 amino acids. The transcript is spliced from 5 exons. Lineage: Eukaryota; Metazoa; Chordata; Lepidosauria; Squamata; Cordylidae. Gene Ontology annotation, cellular component: plasma membrane. The record is from RefSeq and is a predicted model, not a curated record.